GACACUCUCUCAGUAGUCCACUCUCAUUCUCCGAACCCUGUUUCCUCUGUCUCCAUCCUUUUCUCUUUCUCUGCACCCAAAGAAACAUCUGCAGAUCAGACCUCAGAGAAUCGAAAGUAGAGCUUCUGAGCCACCAUACUAUAUACUACUAUUAGGGAGAUAAAAAGAGAGACUUUGAAACCAACAUAAUUACGUUUCUAGUUUAGCUGUGUAGUGUGACCCUCAACAUUUUGUUCCCACUGAUUUCUUCCAUCUCUGUUUCCCACAAGACCGUAAAUGGAAGCUUCAUCGCCUCUCUCAAUCCCACAAACCCCACAGGAAAAUCCAGAUGCCUCUCCGAAACCCUUUAGGAAAAGCUUCGUCAGUUCGUUAAUUGAAGCCGCUACACUUCGCUCCCCUUCCUUCAAAGAAGAUACAUACUUCAUCUCUCACCUGAAAGCUUCCGAGAAGAAGGCUCUGCAAGAGCUCAAGGAUAAGCUCUCGGAUUCUCAUGGCUCUGAAUCCAUGUGGGGUAUUCCCCUUUUGGGUGGAGACGAAAAGGCUGAUGUGAUCCUGUUGAAGUUUCUCCGAGCGAGGGAUUUCAGGGUCUCAGACGCUCUAACCAUGUUGCAGAAAUGCUUGGCUUGGAGGAAAGAGUUCGGUGCUGACAACAUUGUUGAUGAGGAUUUGGGGUUUAAGGAUCUCGAAGGGGUGGUCGCUUACAUGCAUGCGUACGAUAGAGAGGGGCAUCCCGUCUGCUACAAUGCUUAUGGGGUUUUCAAAGAUAAGGACAUGUACGAAAAGAUUUUUGGGGACGAAGAGAAGCUGAAGAAAUUUCUGAGGUGGAGAGUUCAAGUUCUGGAGAGAGGCAUAAACCUUCUCCAUUUCAAGCCUGGUGGAAUUAAUUCCAUCAUUCAGGUGACUGACCUGAAAGACAUGCCCAAGAGAGAGCUCAGGGUCGCUUCCAACCAGAUUCUCUCUCUGUUUCAAGAUAAUUAUCCUGAAAUGGUUGCUCGGAAGGUAUUCAUCAACGUUCCGUGGUACUUCAGUAUGUUGUAUUCGAUGUUUAGUCCAUUCCUUACCCAACGGACCAAGAGCAAAUUCGUGAUCGCUAGAGAAGGAAAUGUUGCCGAGACUCUAUAUAAGUUUAUAAGGCCGGAGAACGUUCCCGUUCAGUACGGGGGGCUGAGUCGUCCCACAGAUUUGGAGAACGGACCGCCCAAGCCAGCGUCGGAAUUCACAGUCAAAGGAGGAGAGAAAGUGAACUUAGAGAUCGAGGGAAUUGAGGGUGGCGCAACCAUAACCUGGGAUAUAGUGGUGGGUGGUUGGGAUUUGGAUUACAGUGCAGAGUUCGUGCCGAGUACAGAAGGCAGCUACACGGUGGUUAUCGAGAAGCCAAGGCGAGUUGCCCCGUCGGAAGAACCGGUCCACGCCUCGUUCACUUCGAAGGAGCCGGGGAAAAUGGUGCUGUCCGUCGAUAACUCUAAAUCUCGGAGAAGGAAAGUCGCUGCUUACCGAUAUUUCGUGCGUAAACCCAUGGUUGUUUAGCUCUAACCUCUGUAAUUCGUGUCUUUUCGUUGAAGGAAGUUACAUAAAUAACCCCCCAUUAUGUGGUUUGUUUCUAAUUAAAUAUGGGCUGGGCUGGGGAGGAGCGAGGAGGAGAGGUAUGCAUGUAAUGUAUAAAAGGAUUAAAGGGUGAUGGUAUUAUCGUUAUUAGUAGUGAAAAUGCAGGUUACAUUGGUAACAUAAAAGUUGUUCUUUUCUUUUCCCAUUUUUCCCUUAAAACAGUUGUCUUCUUUUUUUUUUGGGGUUAUAUUAUUAAUAUGUUUGGUUGUGUUGUUUUAUUGCCAAUGGGUGAUGAGGAAAGAGAUCUUCUUUC
Messenger RNA from Nelumbo nucifera (sacred lotus), 1858 nucleotides. RefSeq names its product patellin-6-like. The record is from RefSeq and is a predicted model, not a curated record. Gene Ontology annotation, molecular function: lipid binding. NCBI's taxonomy places the organism in Eukaryota, Viridiplantae, Streptophyta, Magnoliopsida, Proteales, Nelumbonaceae.